AUGGUGACACGUAGAGGAGGAACUACACCCAGCGAUCCCCGCUCACCCGUCUCCCUCCUUCCACCCGCUCUUUCCCGCACUGCAGCCCGGAGCCGCGAUCCCAGCCUCACCAAACCAGCUCCUACAGCCACACCCCCAGCCGCCAUCUCCAAGGAUACUGCAUCCAAGCAACGGCAUGGGCUUCAGCGUCCGCUGUUACCAUGCCAACCAGAGUUGCAGGCCACUCGGCCCAAAGCAGGAGCUCAGAAGAAGAGUUGGAAGACAGAGGAGCGCAGCGCACGGGAGAGCAGCUUGUGUGACACUAUGGCCGGCGAGGAGAGCUCACUCAUGAAGCUGGAGAAUGUCAUUCAGCGCCUGGAGAACACAGUACUCAAUCCAGACAGUGCAGAUGAAGACCGAAUCUUAAACUUUCGUAGUGGAGAAGAGGAGCGAGACAUGCUUACUCCUGUCCCUGCACGCAUCCGUGAGAUCAUCACGCAGAAUCUGAGUGAUGACUCUCCAUACAGCUUCACAGACACAUUUACUGACCUUGGUCUGAAGGAGGAGAACAGAUCUCUGCAAGAUGAGUUAUUUCGUUUGAAAGAUCUGCUGGCAGUAACCCUUUCUGAGCAUGAUGACCUCACCAUCAAGAACCACGCACUGAAUGAAAAGCUGGAACAGAUGAUGAAAUUUGGAGAGAGUGAAACGGUUUCAGACUUGAGAAGACGCUACCAGGAAGAGGAGAUGGCAUAUAAACGCAAACUGGCUGCCUACCAGGAGGGUCAGCAGAGGCAAUCACAGCUAGUACAAAGAUUGCAGAAUAAGGUCUUACAAUACAAGAGUAAGUGUGGAGAACUGGAACAGAAUCUUCUUGAGAAAUCCACAGAUAAUGAUCAUCAGAGACUGUCAUUACAGGCACAGCUGGAUACAGCAGAGUCCACUUUGCACAGGUUGGAUCAGGAACACAGUACAGACCUCAAAAGUGCCUUGAUCAGGCUGGAGGAUGAACAGCAGAGGAGCAGCAGCCUUGCACAAGUCAACAUGACCCUAAGAGAGCAGAUGGAUCAAUUUAAGCUAGCUAACGACAAACUAACAGAAGACCUGAGACAUCUGACCUCUGAACUCCACAGAGCACAUGAGGACCUAGAGGAACGGGAAUCUCAGUGGAGGAAAGACAAAGAGAGUUAUACGCCGUACCCGAGCAGGGACCACGACAGUAUCCUGACACUGGGGAGGCAGACAGCCACCUUGCGCAGUCAGUUCCUCGAUCUUCGUGCUAUGGCAGACAGGGGUCUUAGCGAGGUGAAGGGUGAAAUUUCCCGUAGCUCGCGGCGCAUGCAUACAGCCUGCUUAAAUCUAGACUCCAACCUGCGCCUCUCUCAGAACGCUGCUGGGUCUUCCCUGCAUACGGCCCGCCUUGAACAGCAGCUGCGAGACAAAGUACGACAAAUGAUCCAGAUGCAGAGCCAGUGGGAUGCUGAGAAAGUGGAACUGAACGCCAGAGUGACAGAGUUGUCGCUAAAGGUUGACAAGCUUAAAGAAGAGAACAGUAAGCUAGAGAAGGAGAAACACAAACUGGAGAGCAAUGGGUGUAACACGUGGCAGGAGCUGGAAGGUGUCAGAGAAGAAUGUGAGUCACUGCAGCAAACACUGAAUGCCAUAACUCAGAUAUGUCAGGCAGAUAGUAUGAGCCCUGAUAUGGACAGUUCAGCGAGCACAGGAGGUGAUGAUCUUAGACGUGCUGCUUCUCCAUCCAGUAAGAGAUCUCCCAGCCGAGGCAGUUCCCCAUACAGACAAGAUGCAGCUGCUAGAAUGGUUCAGAAUACCCUGCACAGGCACGAGGAGAGAGAGAAGGAGCUUCUGGCUGAACUUAAACUGGCACAGCAGUUAGUGGAGGAUACUAAGAAGCAGCUGCUGGAUAGUCUGCAGGAGGCUGAGAGGCGAGGAUUGGAGCUCAAGAGAGAGAAGGAUGAGAUUAGUAACUUGCUGGAGAGAGUAAAACAAGAAUCUCAGAGAUGUCAGGCCACCCUGGACUCCCUGAACAGAGAGAAGGAAACAGUAGAGGAAUCCCUAAAGACAGCUAAGCAGCGGGCUGAGGCCUCACUCCUGGAGUUUGAAAGACUAAAGGCAGUGAAUGCAGAGUUAUUGCGCCAAAGGGAUAUCCUGGAGGAGCAGAAGGAGGAUCUGAACAGAGACCGAGAACGCAGCCAGAAAGAGCUGGAGAGAGGGCAAAGAACCCAAGAGAAGUUGGAAGAGAAGGUAUCGGUGUUGAAAAAAGACAUGGUUACCGUCCGAGAAAAUCUAAGCCAGGCAGUGCUUGAAAGAGAUGUCCUUCAAGGAGAGAAGGAUGCUGUCACCUGUGCACUUAGCAAGGCUGAAUCAAGCAGAGCAGAGCUGGAAAUGGCACUAAACCAAAUGCGAAGUGAACAGGCAGCAUUGAGUGACUCCCUGGCCAAGAUGGGUGCUCUGAAUGAAGGUUUAGCACGAGAUAAGGUGGCUCUCAACCGUGUCAUCUUACAGCUAGAGGCUGAGAGGGCUUCCCAGCAGGAGGACCGGCGUGUUAGUGAGGCAAGUUGUGCUACUUUGAAGGAGCAGUGUGAAGCUUUGGAGCUGGAGGUGUCCCAGCUACAGACAGACAGAGCCAGACUGGAGCAGAGGUGCCGAGACACUGAGGAGAAGCUGCAGAAGAUGGAGGAGCAGCUUCACAGUUUACAGAGAGAGAAAGCAAAACUAAAGGAACAGCUUGCACAGGCCAAUGCUUCAGUACAGUUAUUACAAGACCAGUUACAAGAAAACCGGAGAGAGCUGGACAUACAGUCAGCAGCUCUGCUGCGGGCUGCUCAACGCAUGGAAGACCUGACCAAUCAGAAUGCAGAGCUUGGUGUGAAGGUAGCAGCUCUUGAAGCGGAAAGGCAUGAGCAAGAGGAUGAAGCGGAGCAGCUUCGAGCACAAAAAGAAUCUCUGGAGAAUACCUUGUAUGAUACUCAGCGUCACGCCGCUCAGCUAGAAGAUCGCAGAGAACAACUGGAAGGAGAGAUCCACACCCUUAUGCUAGCAAAACAAAACCUACAAGCUGAAGCACAGCACCAGGCGCUGGAAGCCGAGGAAGCUAUGGCAGAGUUGAGGCAGCAGAAGGUCAAGCUUGAGCUGCAUUUGGCACAGACAGAGCAGGCAGCACAGCUCUCUCUGAGUAACCAGGCCCAGCAGCACCAGGAUGGUAUGGAGCGUCUCAAGAAAGAGAAGGAGUCUAUGCGUUUAGCCAUGAUGGCAGAGAAGCAGGAAGCAGUGCAGCGGAUGGAGAUGGAGAAAGAAGAACUUCUAUCUGAGUGUGAAAACAUAAAGCAGAAACUGAAUGCAGAGAUAGUCCGCCUGCAGGAAGACAAAGAAGAGAGCCUGUACAGAGUGGAGAAUGAGAAACAAAAGGCUUUACUCCAGAAGGAGACUGAGAAGAAUUUCCUAAGUGAGCGGCUGAUGCAGGUCCAAAGAGAGUUUUCUGACACUAGGCUGGAUGCUGAGAGGUUUAGACGUGAGACUCAAGUCAGACAAGAUCAGGACAAGACACUGCUGGAUGGUGUUUCUUCAGAACUAAAAGCAUUGCAGAUGGAGUUUGAGGAUGCUGUGUCAGCUCACUCUAAAGAGAACAAGAGUCUAUGUGAGCGAGUCAAACAACUCAGCCAAGACAGGGAGAGCCUAACCAAAGAGGUGGAAGAACUGAGAACUCAACUGCGUGUAGCAGAAGAUGCCAGAGAUGGGUUGCGCAGAGACAUAAUUGAAGUACAGCGCCUGCUGCGAGAGAUGGAAGAGACCUGUGAAAUUCAGAGGAAGGAAUCCCUAGAGCUGCGUCGUGAUCUCGGAGAUCUGACUCGAGAAAAAGAAACUCUACAGCAAUCCAAUACUGAUCUGAGAGCAUCCAUUAAGAAGACAGAGGCAGAGAAGAGCGGUCUGCAGGUGGCUAUAGAGGAGAAACAGCAACGAAUGGCUGUAUUGCAGGAGGCAAAGUCAUGUGUUGAGCGUGAAGCAGCACAACUGAGGACUAGCCUUCGAGAAGUGGAAAGAUCUCGUAUAGAGGCUCGUAGACAGCUCCAAGAACUAAGGAGACAGGUGAAGACGCUGGGUGGAGAGAGCAGCCAGAAGGAGCAAGAGGUGGCUGAACUACAGGCACGGAUCCAGCAGGAAGAGCAAAAGGAACAACAGAGCCGCAGAGAGUCAUUGGAGCUGAGACAGCGUAUUACAGAGAGCGAGGCAGAGAGAGAGGCCGCUCGUAGAGAGAUACUGGCUCUGCAGCAGCGGCUGUCAGCUUUAGAGACCUCUUCCCGCCAGUGUGAGAAAGAACUUGAGCAGAGACUCAGCGAGAGCCGAGCAGGGGAGCAAAGGCUACAGGAGGGAUGCAAGACACUGCAGGAGCAGCUGCAGCGAGUUACAAGUGAGGCUGCAGAUCUCAAGCUUAAGCUUGGAGCGUGUGAAACUCGAGUUCGAGCCCUUGACUCUGAACUGAACAGGAUCCAGACAGCACGCAGGGAUGCAGAAAACCAUUUAAACAGCCUUUACUCAGCAUUCAGGAACACUCUGGGCAUUAGGGGCCGCAGUCCCUCACCUCUUAGAGCUGGCUCUCCAAGUAAAGGACUUGCUGGAUCAGUUAGUUCAUUUCUGGAAGGAAGGCGGACUCCAGGCUCUCGCAGUGGCUCCCCAGAUCGCAGCCGCUCUCCGUACCCCGAGCUUGAACCUGAGACUGUAAAAGCAGCACUAAAGAACCUUCAGCAGGAACUGAGGGAGACUCAGAGGGAGAGGGAUGAGACCGGCAUGUCGCUGCAUAGACAGCUGGGUGAUCGCACAGAUCAGUGUGAGAGAUUGCAGAGCCAGCUGCAGAAACUCCAGAGACAGGUCACGGAGCUCCAAGAAGGCCAAAAAAAGACAGAGGAGCAACUGGGUACAGCGCAUACGGAGAUGCGUUUGCUGCAGGACAACUUGCGCCUGGUAGAGAGGGAGUGUCAAACUGCAACUGAACGUGCGUCAAAGCUGGAGCACGGCCUGCGCAUGUGUGAAGAUGAGAAGAAGAAUUUGGAGGAGAGACUGUGCCGGGCUCGUAGUUGUGAAAGCCGGCAGGAGCUGGAAUGUAAGAGCCUGAGAGAAAUCCUGGAAGCUUCGGAGAACCGCAGUACAGACCUGGAGCUUAGGAGGCGAUCUCUAGAGGGGGAACUGGAGAGGACGCGGCUCUGCCUGGCGGAAAGAGAAGCAGAAGUUCUGGCUUUGCAGGACCAAGCACAAGACUUACAGGAACACUUGAAGCAGAGUGAAGACAGAGAGGCUGGCCUGCAGAGAGAGGUGCAGAAGCUGAGCCUGGCCUUGUCCAGGGCUCAGGACGGUGAGAGGCAGCUGCAGGACAAAUCACAGGGGCUGACUCAGGCUCUCGGAGAAGCAGCAGCUGGAACGGGGAACCUGCAGGAAAAUGUCAGCAGAUUACAAGGAGCUCUGACGGCAGCUGAGCAAGAUAGACGGGUCCUGCAGGAACGCCUAGAUUCUCUCAGGCAAGCACUCAGUGACAGUAAGAGACAGAACCUGCGUCUCUCACAGACAGUGCAGGAACACCAGCAGCAAUUGGGGGACAUUCAACUGACAUGCAGAGAUUAUCAGGCAAGAGCAGAAGAUCUGCAGCAGGCUCUCCUGAAGCAGCAGCAGAGGGACAAGGAGCAGGGAGUCACUAUUCUUGAGCUACAGGAAAGAGUGAAGAUACUGCAAGGUGACAAGACGCAGAUGGGGAUUGACAAACAGGACAUGCAACACUCUACAGUCCUUCUGGAGAAAGGCAACAGCAAUCUGAGAAAUGCAUUGGAAAAGGUGAAACGUGAGCAGCUGCGUUUGGAGGAGGAAGUACAACGCUUCAACAUAGAAAAGGAGCAAAUAAACCAGUUGGUUAUUUCCCUAAGAAAAGAUCUUGCAGAAACUCAGAGACAAAAUCAGUACCUGGAGGCUCAGAUAACAGAUCUGGAACGAGCUCACUCUCAGAGACUGAUGGAAGUGAGUAUGAGACAUCGGCAGGAGCUGGACACAGAGAGCGAGAGGCUUCGCAUUACUCAACAACAAGGAGAGAUCACACUGGAGAACAGAGAGAGAGCACACAGGCAGAGGAUCAGAGGCCUGGAGGAACAGGUGAGCACUCUACAGGAGCAGAUGGAGCAGGAGUUGAAACGUAGACAAGAAGCCUUACGUUCCGCUCAUUAGCCUGGCAGAGAAGACCAUAACCCGUCCUGUUCUGGAGCUGCAUACUGAAACUACCUGUAUCUAAAUGAGUUCAUGACAAUCUUAUGUAAAGAGGGAAGUCAAGGAACCUAAGUUUAUUGUUUAUAUAAAUAUAAACAAGUUACUCAU
Messenger RNA from Nanorana parkeri, 6345 nucleotides. It is a transcript of the gene CROCC2, whose product is annotated as ciliary rootlet coiled-coil, rootletin family member 2. The transcript has 37 exons. The record is from RefSeq and is a predicted model, not a curated record. NCBI's taxonomy places the organism in Eukaryota, Metazoa, Chordata, Amphibia, Anura, Dicroglossidae. The coding region runs from base 1 to 6198 and encodes 2065 amino acids.